CGUGUGUUCUGUAAUAUGACUCCCCCGGAAACCGAAUCAACGCGACUUGGUUCCGCUAUCGCCGGAGGCCUUCCUGGACUGUCACCGAGGUCCCGCGGCGCCGGUGGGAGGAAGAGGCCGCCCUCGCUGCUUGUUGUCCUCGCUGCAGGCGGGAGGCGGGCGUCCUCUCGAAAGCCUACGGCUCCUGCGACCCCUCUUACCAGCGCCAUGGCAGUCCCAGGUUGCAACAAGGAUAGUGUCCGAGCCGGCUGUAAAAAAUGUGGCUAUCCUGGUCACCUGACAUUUGAAUGCCGUAAUUUUCUCCGAGUGGACCCCAAAAGGGAUAUAGUUUUGGAUGUGAGCAGCACAAGCAGUGAAGAGAGUGAUGAAGAGAAUGAAGAACUGAAUAAAUUGCAGGCAUUACAAGAAAAAAGAGUAAAUGAAGAAGAGGAGAAGAAAAAAGCAAAAAGCAAAGAGAAAAUCAAGUUGAAAAAAAAAAGGAAAAGGUCUUACUCAUCCAGUUCCACUGAAGAGGACACUUCAAAACAAAAGAAACAAAAAUAUCAGAAGAAAGAAAAGAAAAAAGAAAAAAAGAAUAAGUCAAAAAGGGGGAAACAUCACAAAAAGGAAAAAAAGAAGAGAAAAAAGGAAAAGCAUUCUUCCACCCCUAAUUCUUCUGAGAUCUCCAAAAAGUAACUGAAUCUUCAGCCUAAGCCAUUAAAUUUUUAAAUUUGGUUUUGAAAGUUAUCUGACCUUCCUUGGAAUUUGCUAUAUAAUUAUGCUUUGCAAUAAAUCACAGCCUUUUCCAUAUAGACUUUUUUUUUUUCAUAUUAUAUGGGACCAUUGUCGUCUGGCAAUACAUUUUUAAUGUGCUAACUCUAAGGUAUUGAAUCAGUCUUAUUACUUGGUAGCCAUGUCCCAAGUAUAGUUAUUUGUACAUACAAAAUACAUUAUUUUUGGUAUUCAUGACUCUUUGUCUAACUAGUGUUAUUACUUCAUAAGUUGAUUGUAAAUGGCUUUACUACAGUCAACACAGGUGUUCUACCUAGCACUUAAUAUUUGCUGAAUCAAGUGUCCACCUUGCAGUGAUAAAGUGAGGUAGGGGAUAAUGCUUUGCU
Mirounga angustirostris (Northern elephant seal) is the source of this 1097-nucleotide messenger RNA. RefSeq names its product SREK1 interacting protein 1 (gene SREK1IP1). Bases 16 to 675 code for a protein of 219 amino acids. The record is from RefSeq and is a predicted model, not a curated record. The transcript has 5 exons. Gene Ontology annotation, molecular function: zinc ion binding; nucleic acid binding. NCBI's taxonomy places the organism in Eukaryota, Metazoa, Chordata, Mammalia, Carnivora, Phocidae.